This is a messenger RNA of Betta splendens (Siamese fighting fish), 9056 nucleotides long. Its product is annotated as zinc fingers and homeoboxes protein 2-like. The record is from RefSeq and is a predicted model, not a curated record. Gene Ontology annotation, molecular function: DNA-binding transcription factor activity, RNA polymerase II-specific; DNA binding. The transcript has 5 exons. Bases 2104 to 5166 code for a protein of 1020 amino acids. Gene Ontology annotation, cellular component: nucleus. Gene Ontology annotation, biological process: regulation of transcription by RNA polymerase II. NCBI's taxonomy places the organism in Eukaryota, Metazoa, Chordata, Actinopteri, Anabantiformes, Osphronemidae.
GAAAGAAAAUGUAGCCAAAGUGAGCGCAAAAGUGAAGUUAUUGGAGCGGCUGGGCAGAGGCUGGAGCCGCCCGGGCGGUUCUGGUUCGGGUUCUGGUGCUGGAGCGGGGACGGGGACGGGGACGGCUCGCUUCCAGGCAGCGCGGCUCCGCGGCAGCGGGACUGGCACGAAAACCGCGGCUCCCGGCUGUCAGGCAACUUUACUGCGCUGAUCUGAGGACAGUUGUGAGUCUGGUGAAUGUCACCCGCUCCGCGUCGUGUGUCGCUGCGUGCGUGCGUUUGGCUUUUUUGCAGCCAACUUUUGCGUGCUCCUCCACCCCCGGGUGAAAGUGCACAUAAUGCAUUUAUUAGCCGGGGAGCUAGCCGCUAGCCCGCUAGCCGACCCGACCCGGCGCGGCGCGCGGCGCUGCGGAGCGGCUACCGCGCGCCGCGGCUAGGCGCUUUAGCUUUAGCCGAUCCCCGCUCGCGGCGGCGGCGGCAGACGCUCGUCGUGGACGCCGCGCUUUCAUGUCGGGCUCCGGCUCCGGCUCCUUCUGCGGCCGCUCCGACCUUCGGCCGCGGCACCGAGCCCUCGCGGAGCGGCGACCCGCUGCUCGCUCUCUGCUUUCGCCGCGUCCGCGCGGCUCCGGUGCCGCUGGCGGCAGGUUCACGCGGGGCUAGCUACAGACAGCCCGUCUGGCUGCGCGGGUCAUCUGAGGUGAAGCCUCCGCCAGCGGGCUGCGCGGAACCGCUCUGGACCGCUGCUUUUAGCCGCGCUCACACACGAACCGAGCCUGGCUGCUUUUUAACCGGGCUGCGGGUUCUGGAGUGUCGGCUUUACCGUUAGAGCCGCUUUUAUUUGCGUCUUCUUAGAGAAACGCAGUGUAACGUUGGUUCUGCUUGAAACUUUGAACUGGUUCUGUUGCGUGUUUGUGCUUUUAACGAGACGCGGAGUUCGUUUAAUAAUGUGGUGGAACUGGUUGGUGCUCGGUUUGGCACCGAUGCGCACGGGUCGCCCGUUUGGUGGAAGGCGCGGACUGGUUUCCUACUGGUACACACACACACACACACACACACACACACACACACACACUGGAUUCUGGUUUUACAACACAGCGAGUGUCGCUGUUUAUUGUAGUGUGUUAUUAAACUGAUUAAGAAGCAGCUUGUUUAAACUGGUUUUUGGAAACUGGUUGUUGGAUGCUUUAAUAUUAGACUGGUUUGCAACUGGUUUAUGAAACCUCAUGUAUUUAGCAGCAUGUCCAGUUUUUAGUCUUUGUUGUUUUGUGUAGCUUCUCGUCUCCACUGGUUUCCACAGAGUUGUCCUACAUUGUGUUGUUUUACUGGUGUAUUGUGUGUUGACAAACUGGGAUCGUCUGUAAAUGAUACCACAGGUUUUUUUCUGUCCCGUGUUUCUGCUCAUAAUUAAACUUUUACCUUCUCCAAGUUCCUCCAGUUCAGUAUGUUCUCCGACCUAAUUCUCUGCCCAAAUCUCGUUACAUAAAAUCAUGAAUAAUUAGUUGCGCCUCUCAAGACGGUUGGAGCCACUGGCAGGGCUGUGCUGGCGGAUGAAGGUGGAACCGAGCCCAGGCGACCCAUGACCUCAGUCAGAGGGAAGGUCCCGCACAAAAGCCGGUUCUGGUCCAGAUACAGGAGGCAGAGCAGAUCCCCAUUACCCAGAGUGCCGCUGGCCAUAGGAUCCGUCAAUCGGAGGUGAAGGCGGAGAUUGAAGAAGGAGGUGCUGCCUCAGGAAUAGCCCCGCCCCUUCCCGUGAAGCCCCUCCCCUCUGAGGAAGUGCACUUGAGCUCGACUGCUGUCUGUGAUGCCCUCCCAUGACGCCCAGGUCGACAGCUGACACGGCCAGUGAGCGGGAGACGCCACUGCACAACCGGUCCUGGGCCGGUACCGUCGGCCGGUUUUUGCCCUCCCUCUCGCACGCUGGAGAAGUCACCUCCACUCACCUUCUAAGAUCCGAACCCAUCAGCUUCAGCACACAUCAGUAAGACACUCAAACUGACACGCUGACGUCCAGCAGCACCAGCAGCAGCAGCCAAAAGCCAGAACAUCUCCAAUACAACCAGCAACACCAGCAUCAUCAUUACUAGCACCAGCAGCAGCAGCCACCAUGUCCAGCCGCAGGAAGUCCUCCACCCCGUGUAUGGUUCGUCUCAUCAGCAACAUAGCUGAGGAGCAAGACGAGUCUGAGGAGGUGAUGGACGUAGAAACGGUGGCAGACAAAGAUCAGUCGGAACCCUCAGAAUCAGACAGCCGGAAGGAGAGUCCAGAGAAUUCAGAGCAUGAGAGCAAACUGGUGCAAAACCAGAAUCCUGAGCCAUUAGAACAAGAGCAGCACUUGGCUAAUAAAGACCAGCCUCCUGUCUUUGAAGCUUUAGAGGCCAGAGAGGAGAAGGACAGUAGGACCAGAUGUGAGCCAGCGUCCCAGAAAAGGCAGCCGCGAGGAUACGAAUGCAAGUACUGUCCGUUCUCAACACAAAACCUGAAUGACUUCAAAGUGCAUGUGGACUCCAGCCACCCGAACGUCAUCCUCAACCCUCUGUAUCUCUGUGCUGUCUGUAACUUCAACACAAAGAAGUUUGACUCGCUGACAGAGCACAACGAGAGCCAGCACCCGGGAGAAACCAACUUCAAGUUUAAGAGAAUCAAACUGAACAAUCAGACUAUCUUAGAACAGACAAUCGAAGGCAAAGACAAUUCAGUGGGAUGCGAAGUGACAAAUGAACAAGGUGAAAGCAGCAGCUGUGGUGUGCUGCCUCCUUGCAUAUCUACCACGGUGAAAGCGCCGGACCAUGUGCUACAAAGCCAGCUGGACGGACGGAUCCAGAAGGAUCAAAUCACAGCAGUGAGCAUCAAUGGAACAGUCAUCAUCCCUGAACCCACCAUGCUCCAAGGGCUCUCCCAUGUCACGCCCAUGCUCCAGCGCCCGCCCAACUUUAACUCUGUACCAAAAAUAGCUGUUCCGUUGAACACCACCAAAUAUAACCCUUCUUUAGAUGACAACCUGACGCUAAUCACAUCCUUUAACAAGUUUCCUUACCCAACUCAUGCUGAGCUGUCGUGGCUUACAGCUGCCUCCAAACACCCGGAGGAGCAGAUCAAAGUGUGGUUCACCACUCAGCGGCUGAAGCAAGGCAUCACUUGGUCCCCAGAGGAGGUGGAAGAAGCCAGGAAGAAAAUGUUCAACGGGUCCAUCCCUCCUACUCAUCAUACCUUCACUGUGUUGCCUACAAGCCCCGUCUCUCAGGCGUCUGCCAAAGCCUCCCUGCAGCCCAUUGUCCACACCACAGUCGAGCAUCCAGGUCAGGUCCGAACAGCGGCUUCCAAUGGGCUCAGUGUAGCCACAACUGCGAUCUCUCCUGCUGGAGUCACCAAUCUUAAACGCUCCAUGCCAACACAGCUGACAACAGCGUUUGCCCCCGAGUCCAAACGGCCUGUCAUGGCUGUUGCCCCGCAUUCUGGUGAUUCUAAAGACCGGGGGCUCAUGGCUCCACCCCCACCCCCUCCUCCCCUUAAAGAUCGACUUCCAAUGGCUCCACCUCCGGUUCCCAUGGAGAUAAAGAGAUCUGUAGCAGUUCCUCUGGUCACCACUGAGAUGAAGAGGUCAUCCGCUGCUGUGCCUUUAAUGCCACCGCCAUCGCUGCCAUCGUCAUCACCUUUGUCGUCCAAAGGGAAGAUUCUGUCGACAUUAGGAACUCCCAAAACAAAGCCAAUGGUGUCAUUGCCCUCCAUAGUCUUUCCAGAGUCCUUAACAAGACCGAUGAUAGCUCCCCCACCUAUCUGUGCCCCCCCAUUCAAAAACUCACUGCUUAUUCCUCGUACCAAGGCUUCCAAAGAAAAGCCACCCAAUACCUAUCAUCUAUCAGCUGUUGAUAUGAAGCUUCCAAACUCCCCUCCACUUGUUACCCCACAAAUAAGAAGGCCAACCAUUAUUCAGUCCAUUCGUGCUCCACCUAAAGCUUCUUCCCAAAUUCCUGGAUUCCUUCUGGAUGGCAAAAAGCUAAAAGAGCAGCAAGGGGUGGACCUGAAAUCUAGCUAUCCUAGAGGAGACAAGGUCCUUACUCCUCUGGCAGAGUCUAAUGGGACGUCUCGCACAGACGGCAAAUGGCCUCCAAAUCAGAUAAGACCUGGUCAUAACAACGGAGUUACUCACCUGGAGAGUGGGGAGCAACCAGCGGCUCAGAAACCAGACUUUCACCAAAAGUCCUCUGUGCUGACACAGUUCCCUCUGCUGGAGAGGAUGAAAGGAAAGACGGCAGAGCAGCUAAAGAUCUUGGAGGAGAACUUCUUGAGAAAUAGCUUCCCCACACACGGUGAUGUGGACAGUCUGUCAGCCACUACCCACCUGUCUCACCAGGAGAUUGAGAGCUGGUUUGCUGAACGCCGUGCACUGCGCGACAACCUGGAGCAAGCCCUUCUCAAUUCCAUGGGCACUAAGAGGACCGGAGUAAGUGGCAUUCCUGCCAUCGCUGACAAACGCCUACAUCAGCAUCAACAAACUCAGCUAAAUGGGAUUCACAAGCCAAGCAGCGGCGGCCAUCUUAAAAGCCCUCCUCCACCCACGCUCAGUCUGCCUAUCCUGGCUCCCAGCACCAUUGCACCUACCGCCCAAAAUCAAAACUCCUGCUCAGUGCCUCCAGAGAGCCGAUCCCUGGCGCUCCUCAAGGACGAUUUUGCUCAAAUGCGGUGGCCUUCCCCUGAGGAGUUCAGCCAGCUGGAGUGUCGGACAGGACUGGCUCGUACAGACCUUACUCGCUGGUUUAAGGACAGCCGCCUCCAGAGCGGCACCAUGGAGCUGACAGAACUUUUUUACAACAACGGCGUUAAUGGAGGUCAGGGGCUGCCUGCGUGCUCCCCUGAAAACGCCCCACCGAGCUUUAUUCAGCGCUGUCAGGAAGGUGCUGUGGCCAACAGCAACACCGCCAGCAAGGUGCUGGAGGUGGAGUUGGGAUGGCUGAUGGAGCAGCGCGCCAGCAGUCAGCAGCACGAUGAGCUCCAUGAGCGCUUCGCUGGCAGACUGAGGCAGCAGAACAUGGGCGACUUAAAGAACGGAGGAGCGCGGGACGUGUUCGGGAGCUGGUUGGACGACGGACACCUGAGGAGAGGACGGGAGCUGCUCCUGGACAGAGAGAGGAAGAUGACGGAGGAAACAUCUGGGAGGCUGACUGGAUAAACGGUGCGAACAGGAUUUCCCGCUGCCGCUGCUGCUGAAAAACAUACAGGAGGAAAGAAAACGAAGCUCGGAGCCACAACAGAAGAGUUUUAAUUAUUAGGAUUUGUAGUGUUCUUGUUCUUUUUUACCUUUCCUUCUUUCUUUUGAUCGUCACAUCCCAGAUCACGCACGCCAUCAUGUCAUGUUGGAGCUAAUCCCAUCAGCGUUCUCGACCUGAAGUGACCCUUUCACAGAUGUGACGUCUCCAACAAAAGCGCGGCUUUAAAUCAGACGAGGGCUCUGUGGUGGCAGAUUUUAUUUUGCAGAGGUGUAAACAUGCUCCCAAAUUGAAAUCUGAAGAGUGCAAGGAGAAAUUCAGGGUCACGAUCUGUGAAGAUAAUUGAAAUUGCCCUCCCUCACGGCGAAGCUCAAAUUGCUGCUUUCUUUUCAUUUUACACAGCGAUGUGAGUCUUACAGUCGUGUUACAGCGCGACGCAGGAGCGCGAUGCAGAGACCAAAACACAUUCAGGCGUGUCGGAGUCGGAGCUUUUAGGUUUUUAGUCCCUGAAGCAGCACAUUUGUGAAACUAAACAAAAGACGACACAAACCUGAGUGACAUCAUUAACCCUCCUCUGAGCCUGACGCCGCCCGGAGUCAAACCAGCACGCUCGCUUUGUUCACUCCCCCAACUCUAAUGAUCAAUAAGAUCCCUUUCUUAUUGGGAACUUUGCCUUUUAUUAAGUAAAAAGUGCUUUAACGAUUAGCACUUUACCAUUGGAACCCCUGAACUUCUCCUUUAAGUCGCUCUGAAGGAGGCAGCGUCCGUCUCGUGAGAGGGAGAUUAGCGGGCGGUGAACUCGGGCGGAUGGAUGGAAGUUUGUGGCGCUGAGGUGAUGUUGUGCGUGACCUGUGUUGCCGUGGAGACGUGAGGAGGAGGAGGAAGGAGGGUGAACUGGAGCACUGAAUGUGUGCCUGCAGCAGCAGUCUGACUGUACACACCCACAACGAGUGAAGGAUUCAACAAACAGACAAACAAACACAAAUCGCCGAGUGCCAAAGCUGGGAUCUGCUGCAUUCUCACUACACUUAAAAAGGGUUCUUCUUCUUCUUCUCCUUGUAAAUAUCUGUUCCUUUGGUUUUGUUUUUCCUGUAUUGCUACAGAUUUGUACAAUUUUGCUGAAACAUUUUGUUACGUUUUGUAAAACGGGAGCAAGUCGUCCCCUCGAAACCUUCCUUUGUUUGCUUCUGUUUAAACCUCUCGGUUCCUCUCAGCUCUUAGUUUUUUGGGUUGAUGGACUUUUUAAAAACAACUUUGCCAGCAGUGGUGUGUGUGUGUGUGUGUGUGUGUGUGUGUGUGUGUGUGUGUGUGUGUGUGUGUGUGUGUGUGUGUGUGUGUGUGUGUGUGUGUGUGUGUAAAACGCGCUUUUUUUCCUCCUUCUCUUUUUGUACUGAACCAGUGGAACCACUACAGAAAAACAAACACACACACAUACAGAAAAUAGACGAACCAGUUGGCAAUACUUCAGUCGCUUCUUCUUCAUCUCACCGGCACUGGACUUCCGCCCGCCACUUCCCCGCUGAGGAGAGGAGAGGUGGAAGGAGGAGGGGGGGAGGGAGGAAGAGGGGGGAGAGGGGGGACUUCACUUCACAUCAAAUCAGAUUUUAAAAAAAGCAAACCACAAAAACAGCACCUUUGGACCUUUUUCUUUUUUUACUGUGCUGAAGUGAAGUCAAGUGCUAUUAUUAUAUUAUUAUAUUAUUAUUAAUAUUAUUAUUAUUGUAGCCACUCUGUCUGGAACCUUUUUAAAGAAAAACAAAGGAAAAAACUCAGAAAAAAAACGUAAGCCAAUCUGCACUUCUCGUUCCGACGAACAUGCUUGUACGACCAAGUGACUGUCGUGGAUCUUUGUUUAAAAUAAGAAACAAGCAACGAUGUGAUGAAAAUUAAAAAAACAGAAAAAAAUCAGUCGAGAUACGGUGGCAAGCGCAGAAGGAUUCAACGCUAACGAUCUCUCACACACACACACACACACACACAAAGCCAGAAUCAGCUGCCUGAUCGUUCGUCAUCUCGCUUCCUGCUUCUCGUCGUCCUGACUUUCUUUCCGUCCUCUCUUUGUCUCCUCUGUCUCUCUCGCAUUUCUUCCCGUCCUUGUCUUCUUCCCACGUUAUUGUCGUCUCGCACACAAUCAUACACGUCUGUGAUAAACAAAAACAAAGAAAAAAAAGAUGAUUAUUGGAUACAUAACUACAUGUUGGCUUGGUAGGCUUAGUCGAAACUAGUUCCAUUCCGACAAAAAAGAAUCCUAGUGAAACAGAGUAUGAGCUUCUUUAUGUAUUGCUUCUGCAGCUGUAGUGUCCUGGUCAGAUUUAAAGAUGAUACGACUACAUAUAUCUGAAAUACUGUAUUUACGAUGCACGCAGGGCUGGCCUCAGCAGGUCCCGCGUCCGUCCGCUGGGCGGCGCAGGCUUUUGUCUUUGCUUAGUCCAGUUUGUAGCUGCUGCUCGUCCUUCUGCAGAGAGACGCGCCUUAGAAAGACUUUUAUUUUUGCAACUUUAUAGUUUGGACUAAAUAUUUUUCUGAUGAAUGACUGAAUGUAUUUGCUUUGGAGGUUCUACUGCCUGAAUGUCUGCAGGGGCGAGUCAAGCACACUAGUGGGGAGGACGGAACCGGUCUCUGGCCUCCGUUAGCCGCUAGCGGCCACGCCAGCGUGCAGCUAGCGCAUUAGCGCCCGACAGGGAGAACUAGUGUGCGCGACUCCCUCCCUGCUUCUCUGUUUGCUCUCAGUGACAUUUGCACCUGGUUUCUCCAAAACCCAUUAAUAAAAAAGAACACACUAAAUACGUUACAGGUUCAGGCUGAACCGGUGUCAAACCCUGAUGUUUGGCCAACGCUGCAGAAAUUAGCAUCAGGUUCUGGUGGUUCUGGUCUGAUGCAAACUCCAAAAGAUCAGUCAUUUACUACAUUCUAUAACCACGAAAGUCAAGGUUCUAAUGGGGAAGCUGCCAAGAUGAAUAUUAAUUGAAUUUCAGCUCGAAUAACAUUACGUUGGAUUUACACAUAACAACAACGAUGUAUUAACCAGUCACUGCAGUAAAGCGUGGACAGAAGGUUUGAACCCUCGUGAACCAUUUUAUCCGUCCUUUAAACCGCACUGUGGCACCAUGAGCCGUGGACCAGGUCAAAGGUCAGACACGUUGGAUCUGAUCCUUAUUUCAAGUCUUUAUUUUGGAGGUUUGAAAGGUUGAGACAAUCCUGAUGUGACUCGCACACGAAACCCACGUAUUUAACCUGUUCAGGGUCAUAAAAUCCAAUUGUCUCAGUCCGUUUGUGCAAAGAAGCAAAACAACGAAGAUAACUGAAUAAUUUAUUGCCAAAUUACAAUUAUCAUAAACAGAAAUCGCAACAGAAAUGCACCAAAGUCCUGCGUUCGACAGCUCGGAGAGUUGAAAGGUCUCAUGAAUAUUAACGGUAGGAAAACAGUGGAGGAAAAACAAUCACAGCACAAAUAAAACCCAGUUUCUGAUGUUUGUGUAGGAGGAGGUUCCGCGGCUCAUUUGGUGAUUUUUGAGGAAACCAGGUGCUUGAGUGUGUUUCUAACGGGAGCUGAGGCCAGCCCUGCUUCAUAACUGAGGUUCUGCUUCUUCUACUACUGCUACUGUCAAACAACCAGCCUGGGCACGAAACAGGCCUGAGCGCCGUUUCUGGGGUUCCCCGUCGUAUACCAGCACCUUCAUCCGUCCACAGUGGGCGCGGCCCGUUGAGCGCCGCGGCUCCGACCGCGCUUUCGGAGCCAGAUUUCAUUUGAUGUCCUUGAAACGGUGUCCGGCUCUGUUUCUGUCGCCCAGCUCAGCAAAACAACCUGUUGAUGUCUGCUGUAUUUCAAUAAAACACAGCCUUUUACAAAGGG